AUGUUGUUCUUCGCCUUCCUGCUAGAGGUGAUUUGGAUCCUGGCUGCAGAUGGGGGUCAACACUGGACAUACGAGGGACCACAUGGUCAGGACCAUUGGCCAGCCUCUUACCCUGAGUGUGGGAGCAAUGCCCAGUCCCCCAUUGACAUCCAGACAGACAGUGUGACAUUUGACCCUGAGUUGCCUGCUCUCCAGCCCCAUGGAUAUGACCAACCUGGCAUGGAGCCUUUGGAUCUGCACAAUAAUGGUCAUACAGUGCAACUCUCUCUGCCCCCUAGCCUGUAUCUGGGCGGACUUCCCCGAAAAUAUGUAGCUGCCCAGCUCCACCUGCACUGGGGUCAGAAAGGAUCCCCUGGGGGGUCAGAACACCAGAUCAACAGUGAAGCCACAGCUGCCGAGCUCCACAUCGUACAUUAUGACUCUGAUUCCUAUGACAGCUUGAGUGAGGCUGCUCAGAGGCCUCAGGGCCUGGCUGUCCUGGGCAUCCUAAUUGAGGUGGGUGAGACUAAGAAUAUAGCUUACGAACACAUUCUGAGUCACUUGCAUGAAAUCAGGCAUAAAGAUCAGAAGACCUCAGUGCCUCCCUUCAACGUGAGGGAGCUGCUCCCCACAGAGCUUGGGCAGUUCUUCCGUUACAACGGCUCACUCACAACUCCUCCCUGCUACCAAAGUGUGCUCUGGACAGUCUUCAGUCGAAGGGCCCAGAUUUCAAUGGGGCAGCUGGAAAAGCUCCAGGAGACAUUGUUCUCCACAGAAGAAGAACCCUCCAAGCUCCUGGUACAGAACUACCGAGCCCCUCAGCCUCUCAAUCAGCGCACGGUCUUUGCUUCUUUCAUCCAAGUGGGAUCCCUGUAUACCACAGGUGAAAUGCUGAGUCUAGGCGUAGGAAUCUUGGUUGGCUGCCUCUGCCUUCUGCUGGCUGCUUAUUUCAUCGCUAGAAAGAUUCGGAAGAAGAGGCUGGAAAACCGGAAGAGUGUGGUCUUCACCUCAGCACGAGCCACCACUGAGGCAUAG
Propithecus coquereli (Coquerel's sifaka) is the source of this 1014-nucleotide messenger RNA. It is a transcript of the gene CA14, whose product is annotated as carbonic anhydrase XIV. Gene Ontology annotation, molecular function: zinc ion binding; carbonate dehydratase activity. The record is from RefSeq and is a predicted model, not a curated record. The transcript is spliced from 11 exons. NCBI's taxonomy places the organism in Eukaryota, Metazoa, Chordata, Mammalia, Primates, Indriidae. The coding region runs from base 1 to 1014 and encodes 337 amino acids. Gene Ontology annotation, cellular component: plasma membrane.